AUGUAUUUUAAUCUGCAGGAAUUGAGCCCGAUCAACCUUCGAGCCUACACUACUUGGCUUUCGCAAAGUCCGAUUAGGCCCUGGAAUGACCCGGCAAGCAAAGAUCCGAACAACCAAGACUCAUUGGUCAGGGUCAUUGAUGCAAAAUUUGCGAGACAACCCGGCGACGAUCUCGUCCGUGCAGCCGCCGAAAAUCAUUCUGUGCAUUAUUUGAGACUAGACCCCGACAAACCUGAUGCAGUCGAAAAGCACAAGACAGAAGCGGGGAAGGAUAUCAUCGGAGCAAUGACGCUCCUCCGUCUCCGCCAGUGCCUCGCAGAUUGGGCAUCCCGUAGUCUUCGGCUUUCGGUUCUACUGGCCAACUCCCCGUUUCCAGGAAGACAACGCCUCGAGUUUCUGGGCGUUGGUUUCCUUGCCGAGCAGAAGAUGUCCAGCGGUCAAGAGGGGAAGCAACACGGUGCUUGCAUCCCGGUUCGACGACGACACGACUUGAAAUCCUGGGCCCUCUCUGACUCCGUCACGGGCACGCCGUUGUUCUGGAUCGAGUACGAGUGGAUCAGAGUCUUCGAGGCCACUAGCGUCUUCUGGAUGACGAGACUUGUUGAGAGGAAGGAGGGGCAGAAGCCGUAG
Molecule: messenger RNA, 630 nt
Organism: Cladophialophora bantiana CBS 173.52
Lineage: Eukaryota; Fungi; Ascomycota; Eurotiomycetes; Chaetothyriales; Herpotrichiellaceae
Exons: 3
Coding region: 1-630 (209 amino acids)
Source: RefSeq, a predicted model, not a curated record